AGCAUCUGCUAAGUGGCAGUCAGCUGAGGAUUACACAGCUAAUACGAUGAGCUGAGGAUAUCCGCGCUGUCAACGCUGUGCUUGAAUUAGCUCGACAUAGGCAAUGUCGAUGAUAUGCGUUUAGAUUAUGAGUAACGUUCAUCAAAGAAGAAUUUCUGUGUCACUACCAGUUCAGGCCAGUCUGUCCAUCUGGGGAUGGGGGGGUCUUGGAGUCGUGCUGUUCCUCAUCACCUUUGGACCUUUUGCAAUAUUCUACCUGGCCUUUUACAUAUUCUGCUUCAUUGGAGGGGGCUUUGCGGUCACUCUGCUGUAUGGGAAGAUCAACUCCGAGAAACACCUGGAAAAGUGCGAGCAUUCCUACCUGUUGCCCACGCAAACUGGUAUACUGAAGACAUUGGAUGAGAUGAAACUGGAACUGAAACCCAUAAAGAUUGACAGAAGACUAACCGGCUCCAGCUUCAUAGAUGAACCACUACAACAGGUGAUCCAGUUCGCUCUGAGGGACUACAUCCAGUACUGGUACUACACUCUGAGUGAGGACGAGUCCUUCUUAUUGGAGAUUAGACAGACACUGCAGAAUGCCCUCGUCCAGUUCUCCACACGGUCCAAAGAGGUGGACUGGCAGCCUUACUUCACCACUCGCCUGGUGGACGACUUUGCCACCCAUCUUCGUGUCUUUCGCAAAGCCCAAGAUCGCCUCGGUGACAGAGAGGACAAGCAGAGGGACAUCACAGAAGAGCUGGUGGACGCGUUCUUCGAGGCCGAGGUGGAGCUGGAGAGGAAGAUUUGUCGAGACGUGGUGUGCACUUCACAUAAAGAUGAAGAAGGUUUCCUUCGCGACCUGUGCGAGUUGCUUUUGUAUCUGUUACUACCUCCUGGAGAUUUCCACAACAAGAACAUGAGAUACUUCCUAAGGGAGGUGUUGGCGCGAGGUGUGCUGCUUCCCCUGAUUAACCAGCUGAGCGACCCAGACUACAUCAACCAGUUUGUCAUCUGGAUGAUCCGUGACUCCAGCUGUAACUACGAAGCCUUCAUGAACAUCCUGAAGCUGACAGACAAGCCUGCUGAGUUGGAGGCUGUGAAGGACAAGGUGCUAGAGGAGCUGCAGUAUUUACGCUCCCUGGACACCGCUGGAGAUGACAUCAAUGUAAUCAAGAACCAGAUUAACAGUCUUCUGUUUGUGAAGAAGGUGUGUGAGACCAGGAUCCAGAGGCUACAAUCUGGCAAGGAGGUGGAUGCCUUGAAGCUAGCAGCCAACUUUGGCAAGCUGUGUAUCAUCCCAUUGGAUCACAUUCUAGUCCACAACAUCGCACUGCAGUUCUUUAUGGACUUCAUGCAGGCGGCGGGGGCCCAGGCGGAGCUGUUCUUCUGGCUGACAGUGGAGGGCUACAGGGUGACGGCACAGCAGCAGCUGGAGGUGAUGCAGGGCUGGCAGAAGGAUGGCAAGAAGCAGCCCAGUGCCACCAAGGGGCUUCUGAAGGCCGCCGCACUGGGCGUGUAUGAACAAUACCUCUCUGACAAGGCGUCUCCGAGGGUGCAGGUGGAUGAGGUGUCAGUGAUAAAACUAGGAGACAAGCUGCAGAAAGAUGAUCCCACUCCUGAUAUAUUUGAUGAAAUCCAGAGAAAGGUGUAUGAUAUGAUGCUGCGUGAUGAACGCUACUAUCCUUCCUUCAAGCAGAGUCCUCUCUACGUCCGCAUGCUAGCUGAGCUGGACAUGCUGAAAGAGCCCAGCUACAGGGGAUCUGACGAUGGUGAUGGAGAAUCUUUCAACGGCUCUCCCACAGGAAGCAUAAACCUAUCUUUGGAUGACUUGUCCAACUCCUGCCAUGAUGAAACUAUGCAGCUACACGCCUACAUCUCUGACACAGCUGAUACGUGUUUCCCCGGCUUCUGGGGUGCUGCAGGGGUUUGCAACGACCACGGGAAGACCUACGCGCUGUACGCCAUCACCGUGUUCAGACGCAACCAGGAUGGCAGCGAGGAGUGCUGGAAGACCUACCGCCGCUACUCCGACUUCCACGACUUCCACAUGAGGAUCACCGAACAGUUUGAGAACCUGACGUCCAUCCUCAAGCUGCCAGGGAAAAAGACCUUCAACAAUAUGGACCGAGACUUCUUGGAGAAGAGGAAAAAAGACCUCAAUGCUUACCUACAGUUGCUGCUGAACCCAGAGAUGGUGAAGGCCUGCCCAACUCUGGUCCCUUAUGUCUAUGACUUCCUAGAGAAUAAGGCCUACAGCAAGGGCAAGGGAGAACUCGCGCGCAAGAUGGACACAUUUGUGAACCCUCUGCGGAGCUCCAUGAGGAACAUGUCCAACGCUGUGAAGGCCCUGCCAGACAGCCUGGCCGAGGGCAUGACCAAGGUCUCUGACAACAUGGGCCGCAUGUCAGAGCGGCUGGGCCAGGACAUCAAACAGUCCAUAUUCAAGGUGCCUCCACUCCUCCCCAAGUCCGACAUAGACCCAGAACACUGUAGAGUCUCUGCACAACUUGACGACAAUGUGGACGACAACAUCCCGCUGAGGGUGAUGCUGCUGCUGAUGGACGAGGUGUUCGACCUGAAGGAGAAGAACCAGUGGUUGCGCAGGAACAUUAAGAACCUGCUGCAGCAGCUCAUCAGGGCCACCUAUGGUGACACCAUCAACAGGAAAAUUGUGGAUCAUGUGGACUACAUGACCUCACCGGAGCAGGUGGCAGACUACGUCAAGAAGUUCAGGGAUUCAUACUGGCCUAACGGGAUUCUUGCUGAGACUCAGCCACGUCGGGACAAAAGCAUCCGCAUGAGGACGCGAAUAGCCGCCAAGACCAGCCUGCUGGGGAUCAUGCCAGACGAGCUGAAGCACAUCAUCGGGGCGGACACCACGCGGAAGGGCAUCCUGCGCGUCUUUGAUAUGUUCCAGCACCAGUCCAUGAACCGGCGGUUGGUCUACGUAUUUCUGGAGGGCUUCCUGGAGACCAUGUUCCCCCAGUACAAGUUCCCUGAGCUCUUUGUCAAACUACACUCCCGGUCGCCGCGCACGCACAGAUACAGCCAGAAACUCAAAUCCUCCUCCCUCAAGAGGUGACAGGAGAGAACUGAGGCAAUGGGAGACGACACAUACACAUUCACACACAGAAAUAAACAGACACACACGGACUUGAGAGUGAAGAGUGUGAAGGGGAGGCCUGAUGUGAAAGUUUAGGUGUGUGUGAUUUCUGCCCUUCCACUUCCCUCACCCCUCUGUUUUACAGCGUCCCGUUCCUGCUCUCUGGCUGAUUGUUUCUGCCAAGAGAGAUACUGAAUGGAGAACAAGUCUACACUCACACACUCCUCUCACACUAUCACACACAUGCACACACAUAUCUUCUAAUUUGCACCACUGAGACUGAACGUGGCAGUCUUGUGUUUUAGAUGAUCUAUUUCACCCUCGUUUUUUGACUUUUUAUUUGAGUAUUUAGCUUUAGCUGGGCCAGACAAUGCUGCUUUCGCCUGGCCCAGGAAGCAGACCACAAAUACUGUAUUGUUUUUAACCUGCAGGAGUAGAUAGCAUAGACCCACACCUUGCCUUACCUUCCCGCUUCUGUCUUUUGGCUAGUACAGGCUGGGUUUCUACAGUCCAGCAUCUCAAUGAACUGGCCUUUCAACUGUUGUCAAAUUUACCCUUAUGUUAAUUGGUCUAAAGUACACUCUUGUGUACAUGCAAAUGUUGUUUGCGUUUGCAUAGCAACCAAAUAUGUCAAAGGCACUGGGUUAAGAGGCGCUGUUUUUAAAAUGUGACUGAACAAAUAUGAGUAAAGUUAAUGUUUUUAUUGUCAGCAUUUUUCCAGCAGUGAGGCUUAUCUUAGAAUAUCCUGAGACUUUAUUUUUCAGUGUGUUACAUCAUCUAUACCGCCCAUAAUCCUCAAAGAAAAGGCCACGCCCCCUUUAAUACUACUGUCAUAACACCUGACGACCAAAGCUUGCGCUGUUCCAUAUGUGAACUCAUGUGAUAUCGGGAUACCGUGAACAUUACUGUGCUUCAUAUCGUUUUAUGUGAAAAAGGAAAGCGGAACGCAGCGUUCACCUUUAACUCCCUGAAAGGUGAGGCCAUGUGGACAGACUACAUUGUGUUACAGUUGUGGGAGCCUCAACUCUGGCUGUCAAGUGUACUCUGAAGUACACUUCAAAGAAUGUACUCUCUGGUCUGGUCUGUACUUUGCUUGUUUUAGAAUUUUGUGUGAAUGGGCCUGAGUGUGUGCGCGUGUGUGUAUUUAGCACGAAGAUGCAACCCUCUCCAGUCAGAAACUGUGCCAGUGUGAGCUAGUGAACCAGCCUUAAAACUAUAUACAAUAUAUACUGACCAAGAGAUGCACGCUAGAGGUAGCUCUCCUUCACACACGACUGAACGUUACAAGGAAAAAAAAUCAAGAUAGAUAUGGAGAUAUAUCCCUAGUUAAUCACUUUUAUUCAGAGAAAAUGUCUUUUAAUUUUGUGCAAUAUUUUUCUUUGAUGCAUGUGUAUAUGAAUAAUUGUAUACUAAAAAAAGUAAACCAUAUUGUUUUGACAACUAGUAGAGAACGUUAAUGAACUCUUCCCCAGCAAUGUCUUCUUAACCUAACAACUUACAUUCCGUUGUUGUAAAAGUACUAUUUUUAUUUUACAGACUUGUUUUAUAAGUCUGUGUUUUUUUUCUCAUUUCCCCUGCCCACUCGUGGAGAAUCUGUAGUUUGGGUACUGAUUUGGUGGUGGCAGGGGUUGUCUGUGUCGCAGCCUGAUGACUUGCUAGGUCAGUCAGGCUCAAAUGACGACGCUCCGGCUUCUUUGAAUUCAUGCGUGGAGUUUAAUGCAUCAGAGCCUGUUUUAUUGACUGUGAACAGAUAGGACCUUGGCGUUAUGAACCGAUAUGAGGAGGCGCCGCCCCUCUCCUCCUCUCCAGUGGAAUCACAGGAGAGCCCUGUCCUGUGACCCACGGAUUCACUGCUAACGAGCACUUAAAGUAGCGACUGUGGGAGAGGCUCUCCCAUUGGCUGAACGGAGCCCCAUUCUGCUGCAGUCAUUGGAUGGAACUCAUUCGUCUGCUGUGAUUUGCUUGCACUGAGCAGCCUUGGUGGACUCUGAUUGGCUGAGUUUGAGGACAUGGACUUGAACCUCUCUUGAUGUCAAAGCUGAGGUGAAUAUUUUGUCCCCAGACUGGAGGAGGUGGUCACCUCUAACUGUCCGCACACCUCUCCAUACUGGAAGGCUUGUCUGUUUUUUUUUUUUUAAAAUCCCCAGUAUAUAUGAAUCUAUGAUAAUGAAAAUUGUGCAUAUCGGUGUACAGUAUGUGUCAAUAGUGUGCCUAAAUGUACUGUCAACUCUAUUUUCAUAUUUUUCUUUAUCUUAAAAAAAAAAAAAAAAGAAAGAAAAGAAUCAAUCAGAAUGUCAUGGUCAUUUUACGCGACUGAAAAGGACUUUAGGGUGUUUUUUUGCAUCAUGCUUAUCAAACUUCCUUUGGAGCAGCUGUGCUCAGAUCAGUAUAACACUAAUAAAAGUUAACUCAGACUAACUGA
Myripristis murdjan (pinecone soldierfish) is the source of this 5507-nucleotide messenger RNA. It is a transcript of the gene snx13, whose product is annotated as sorting nexin 13. Gene Ontology annotation, cellular component: early endosome. The transcript is spliced from 26 exons. Lineage: Eukaryota; Metazoa; Chordata; Actinopteri; Holocentriformes; Holocentridae. Gene Ontology annotation, molecular function: phosphatidylinositol binding. Bases 128 to 3064 code for a protein of 978 amino acids. The record is from RefSeq and is a predicted model, not a curated record.